CCAAAAUUUAUAAAACGAAAUUUAAUGUUGUCCAAUUUUUAUGAUUUAUUAUUUAAGUAUAAUAAUAUUAACUAUAUUAAUAUUUGCAUAUGUACAUUCAAAACUAAACCAUUUUCACUUUUCUUCAUUAACUUAGUUGACAACAUUUUUCUUUUUCAAAUUAAAUAAUAAAAAUGUUUAGUAAGUAACAAAAGGAAAAAUCUUGAAUUUUUUAUUUUAAUGUAUAACAUAUUUUGUUUUUAGAUUUUAGUAGCCUAUUCCGUUCACUGCCGGCUGUUUCUUCUAUAAUGCCUGUCCGAUAUCGGGCUCGUAAAAGUACUAGAGAGAAAAAGGCCAAAAUCCAUAAGAAAAAUAGGGCCGCUAACUUGGCCAAAGCAAGAAAAUAUAUACCUAUAUUGAAAAAAAAGUAUAUUGUUGACUAUUUACUUAUAUUUUACAAGCUAUUAAUCUUAAUUUUCAAACAUCUUUAUAAAUUACUACCAUUUAUAUUUGAUUGAAACUAUAAUCUAAUAAAAUUCUAAGGUUAGAUAACUUGGUAAUUUCAAAUUGGAAUCUUUUUUUUUUUUAUUUUUACAAGAAAUAUACGAUCUAUACAAUUAAGCACAAUAAGUAUAUGUGAGAUUAGGGAACAAAAACAUUAUGGGGUUACGUGAAUAAGAAGCCACCCAUUAGUAGCCCUUGCUUGUUUAUUAUGUGAUUAAUUAUAGCUUGUUAGGAUUAAGUUAGGUGAUCCCUACACCAUUUCCUUUUCAGCCUGCGACGGGGAUUUCCAGGAAGUGACGGGAUAUGUAGAUCUUUUAUUAGAGGAUUUUCAUGGUUUUCUAAUUUAUUAUAAAAUCACUUAUAGAAAAUAGCAGCUUCUUCUUCCACUGUUUUUAGACCUAGGUCUUUGUGGAGGGUCAUAUUAGAGACGAAGGGUGGGGCAUUUGUGAUUUUACGAAGAGUAAUAUUCUGGAAGGCCUGAAUUUUAUUUAAAUUAGAUUUUUUUGCCGAUCCCCAUAGUUGGAUCCCGUACGUCCAUAUGGGUUUCAGAAGAGACUUUUACAUUUGAAGUUUUGUUUUUAAAGAUGAGAAUUUAUUUUUUGAAAGUAAUACUUUUAGAGAGCGGGAGCGAGCAUUAAGUAUUAAUCUUUUUUUUCUUAUAUGAUUUUACCAAGUUAGUCUUUUAUCGAGGAUUAAUCCUAAGUAUUUAACAGUGACAAGAGCAGGGAUAGGUAAAUUAUUCACAGUUACGUUAGGGCAAAGUCCGUGUCUUAGGGUAAAAGUUGUGNUAUAUGAUUUUACCAAGUUAGUCUUUUAUCAAGGAUUAAUCCUAAGUAUUUAACAGUGACAAGAGCAGGGAUAGGUAAAUUAUUCACAGUUACGUUAGGGCAAAGUCCGAAUCUUAGGGUAAAAGUUGUGUGAAUGGAUUUGUUGUUGUAUAAUUUGAUUUUCCAUUUGGCAUACCAUUCUGAGAGUAGAUUUAAGUGGGAUUGUAAAUUUCUUGAAGCAAUUAGUGGGUCAUUAUGUACUGAUAGUAUGACUUUAUCGUCAGCAUAAUCGGCAACAAUAGUAUUUUGUGUAGAAGGUUGAUCGGCAGCAUAAAUUGGAAUCUUAAUUUAAAAUAAUGUAAAUUUGCUUUAUAUCUCUACCUUAUUUUUUAUGAAAUUUAUAAAAUUAUGUUUGUAAAAAUUUGUCAAAGAUUAGAACUAAAUUGCAAAUAACUAGUAAACUGAAUGUAGUUCUAUUUAAGCUUACUCUGUGAAAUAUUCCUACCAAGAAAUAAUGUUAUUCAUAUUAAUACUGUUGCAAAGUUUCUUAAAAUUAUAACAUAUUUUUAAAAGCAUGUAUAAUCAUUUUUAAAUCAUUAGUAUAUUAGUUAUUAAUAAUUAAUUUUUAUAGGCAAUUGGAUAAGUCAAGUCGUACAAUUGAUACAUUUUUCUGGCGCGUUCCUAAAGAUGAUGUAUAUGUGGGAAAAUUUAACCAAAUACGCAGGUUAGUUUUUAUAUAAAUUACCUAAGAUGAACUAAAGAUUUUUAUCUAAUAUGUAUAAUGUUUACUUAAUUUUUAAUAUUGUAUAAUUUUUAUUUAUCUAAAUUAAAAAAGAAUAAUUUAUAUUAAACAAUUUCUAAUUUUUUAAAUUGUAUAGCUAUAAAUUGUUGGACGCUAUAUUGGCUCAUCGUGAACUACACCAUCCGACAAUGAUGAAUAUACCAGAUGCACCUUUGAAUGUUCAUCUAGAAAUAGAUUUAACUACAGAUAAAAAAAAUAAAUUUGUAGAUAAAUACCAAAAAAUAAUUGAAUUUCCUUAUCCGUAUGACCACGGUGAAGAUAGAACCAUAUUGGCUUUUUGUCAAACUACUGAAAUGAUGGAAGAAGCUAGAAAUGCAGGUGCUAUGUUAGUCGGUGGUAGAGAUAUUAUUAAAAAUAUUGAGGUAGGUGUUUUUAAUAUAAAUUGGAGACCUCUGAACAAUUGGAUAUCUACACGUCACAAUGAUCUAAUCACUUUUUGAACACGAGUUAUGAAAAUUUUUUUUUUUAUCAAUCCGAAAAUUAAUUUUUAACAAAUUUUUACUAUAAACUUCUUCAUUUUUCUCUGUCAAGCGCCAUAUUCUUAAAAUCCCUGUAGGAAGUGACUCCUACAUCCUUUAUUACUUGGCUAAUGUAUUGUGUCCUGGGUCUUCCUCUUGAUCUUAUUCUUUCUAUCAUUCCUUCAAUUAUUAAACUAUGUAGUUCAUCCCCAUGCCUCAACGUGUGUCCUAUCAACUGCCAUCCCCUUCUCCUUAUAGUGUCUAUUAAUGUUUGUUUUUCAUCUAUUGUCCUCAAGAUGUCUUCAUUCGAUCUCUCAAUCUAGCUUGUUCUUUGCAUUUUUCUCUAAUACCACAUCUCCAGAGCUUCCGACAUAUCUUUCUCAUUUGUAUUAAUUGUCUAUGUCUUGCUUCUAUAUAAUGCCACACUUCAGACAUAUGUUCUUAUGCGCCUUUUCUUCGUUUCUAUGUUAAUAAUUUUUUUUUGUUUAAGGAAUGCAUUUUUCGUUUGAGUUUUAAUCUAGACUGCAUUCAUUUUCAUAUUAUACUCUUGGAAUGUGGUAUUCAUUACAUUUAACGCUGCUUGCAAGUCUUUCUCAGAUGUUGCAUGAAGAACUAUAUCAUCACCAAAGCGAAGUAUUAGUAUCCCUCCCAUUUUCACUCCAAUUCCUUUUUAAUCUAAUCAAAGCUUUAUGACGUUUAUUGGUCUUCCAUAAAUAAAUUGAAGAAUGCAGGUAAAAGUGGGUACCCUUGUCUUACAUCUUUUUGAAUUCUGGCAGUUGUUGUUGAAUUAAUAUUAAUAAUGGUUUCUUGAUCUUCAUAAAUCUUAUAGAGAAUAGGUCUGUCUUUAAAAUCUAUCUCUGUUUCUUCUAAAAUUUUAAAGAGACUUGUCCAUUUUAUAGUAUCAAACGCUUUUUCUAGGUCCAUAAAGGCCAUAUAAGUAAUUUUUUGUCUCUCAAUUUGCUUUUCAAGUAUUAUUAUUAUUAUUAUUAUUCUCAGACUUAAAAUAGCCUCUCUGGUUCCUUUGUUUUUCUAGAAACUAUAUUAAUCAAUCGCUAACCUUACUCUUACUUAUCCUUUUGCUUUUAAUUAUUGUUAGUAAUUUAGCUGUAUGUGAUAUCAAGGUUAAGGUCCUAAAAUGUUCGCAUUAGUUGGCUCUAGAUUUUUUUGGUAGGAUAACUAGUCUACUAAAUCCAAAAUCUCUCAGAAUUUUCCCAGUCUCGUUUAUUUGACAUAACAAUUUAUUUAGAGCAGUGGUCUUCAACUUUUUUGGACUCACGAUCCACUUUUUUUUGGCGUCCAUUAUUCACGACUCACAUAAGGCAUACAUAAAAAGAAAUGUUUGUAGAAAAACAAAAAAAAAAAUUUUAAAUUACUUAAUACUUUGUAGUAGUACAGUUAUAACUGAAUAAAUAAAAAUAAAAAAAAACUUUUUAACGGAUAUGUAAAUUUGAUUAGAAUAAUAACGCGACUAACACUUAUCCGUCUUUAAACACAGCGACAGCAUUGAUGAUGUUCGUAGAUUAUGGGACUCUUUAACAAUGAUUAUAUAAUAUAUUUAUUUUAUUACCAGCCCGGUUUACUCGUAAAUUAUUAUAUUUAAUGUCAUACUACGUAAAAUCAUACCAGUAUAUGAAACAUAUGCUGUGAUUUGAAAUCCAUUAUAUUAUUAUAUUUUUGAACAUAAAUUAUAUAAUAUAUUACAAUAAUUUUCAAACUGUAUUUUCAUUUAUUAAUUUUCUAAGUUUAAUAAUUAAACCAUUAUUUGUAUACCCUAUAUAAUUGUAUAAACUUAAUUUUUAAUCUAAAAAGAAAACUUAUUGCAACCCAAUUUUUAAGUUUACGCGACCCAAAAAUUAGUUCGCGAACUACCGGUUGAAGACCACUGAUUUAGAGUGUUCUUUAUUUUCUCUCCUGAUUGUUGUAGAAGUUCCGUAUUAAAUUCGUCGUCGCUUGGUACUUUGUUUUUCUUUAUUGUUUAAAGUACUUCAAAUUCUAAUUUUAUAAUUCCUAUAUCUGUAUUUGUAUCAAAGGCACUGUCAGUUAAGUUUUCAACAAGUAACUCGAUGUUUUCUUCUCCAUAUAGUUCUACAUAUUCUUUCUAUCUAUUCGUUAUUGCUAUCUUAUCUAUAAAUAAAUUCCCCUCUUCAUCCUUUGCGUGUGUGCAUCGUGACUUUCUUUCAUUGAAAUAUCAUUUGAUGAGUUUGUAUGCCCUAUUCUAUUGAUUGUAUUUCAACAUUUUGUUUAUUUCUGCUCAAUUUUUUCAAUCCACAUCUGGCUUUUUUUGUUUCACAGUUUAUUUUUAUUUCUUAACAUCUUAUAUUGUUUUUCACUCUCUUCAUCUGCUUUGUUUUUAAGCAAUCUUCUUUUCUCUAAAUCUUGAACUAAUUCUAUUAUUAUCCAUUCACAUUUUGGUGUUGGUUUCUUCUAGUUAAUAUUUCCUCUGCACACAGGACAAUAGAUUCUUUUACGCAAUGCCUUCCGUGUUCUAUAUUAUUGCAGUCUUCUAUCCUCGGUUUACUUUUGAUUUCAAGUUUUUCUUUGCAUUUCUUUUCAAACAACUUUCUUGUUUUUGCUUGUUUUAGUUGACACAUAUUCCACUUAUACCCUUUAUUUUUUGGUUUUUCUAACUUCUUGAAUUUCAACACAGAUUUAAUCAUCAUCAGAUUGUGGUCACUAUGAAUAUCAGCUCCCGGAUAAGAAGUACUCAAUUUAAUCUAAUUUUUAUACCUAUUCUUUACCAGAAUAUAGUCUUAAUUGGUAUCUGUUAAUAUCACCUGGCAUUUUAUACGUAAAACGUCUUCUUUUAUUAUUCACGAAUAAAGUAUUGCUUAUGACUAAAUGACUAUCAUGGUGUCUGCAGAACUCAACAAAACGAUCUCAUCUUUCAUUCCUUGUCUCAAGUCCAUAUUCACCAAUUUCUCUGCCAUCUGGAUCUUACCCCUCAAUCGCAUUCCAGUCCCCCAUGAUAAUUCGAUUUUCCUUACCAUUUGUGAGGUUAAUAAGUUCUUUUAUCUUUUCGUGGAUCUCUUCUAUUUCCUCAUUGUUCACUUGUGUUAUACCUGUCUCUUUUGUUUCCCGGUAAAGUCAUUUUGACCAUUCUAUUUCAUUUCACUUGUCUCCAAAAUAUCUACUUGGAGACGUUUCAUCUCAAUCUUAGGAUUAUCUAGUUUCCUUAUUUAUAACAGAGUUCUAACAUUCCAUGGUUCUAUCAUACUACAAGGAUUUCGCCUGAUGAUGAUCUGAGUUACCUUGUUUGGCCUCCUGUCAGAAAUAACUGUUCGGAUAAGGUUGUUUCCAUACAUUAUAUUAUUUAUUGUGCUGGUCAUUUAUUAAUUGACAAAGGAAAUUAAUGUUGUGGUUUUCUCUUGCCUUCCACAUCGCAGUUCAGUAGCCGUGUUCACGGUUUCCAUGCACACCUACUUCUAGUACCUGGCUAUAGCUGUACUUGCUUAUGAAGCAUUCACCUACAGCCAGUAUUGAAGGCGCUGGUUCCCACAUUCAGGUCCAUUUUUUGUCGCCUCUUAUGACAAACAUGGACUCCCAUAUUUUGGCCCCCACCCGCAGAGGCAAUGAAAAAUACUAUGCAUCAAUUAGUACAGCAAUCAGACAAAUUCAUACGUUAAAUUUAAAGAUAUUAUUCAAACUAAUAUGUUUGAUUGUUGCUCCUAAUUAAUGGCAAUAUAUUCCCGGGUAAGUCUUAUUGUACCAAAUAAUGAUAACAUAUUUUUAAAAAAUUUACUUUUAAAAAUCUUAAGUUUUUAAGCAAAUAUUUUUAUUGAAAAUUUGAGAUUAUGUAUCACUUCUUGUAUAUAAUAGGGAAAUGGAUUGUUUAAAAAAUUUAAACCAAAACUUAAAAGUGUAUGUAAAACGUAACUACUUAAUUUCGGCUUUGCACAUCAUCAGAUUUCUCAUAAAACAUUGAGGAAUAAUUUACUUACAGAUAUUUAAAAAGAAGCAAAAUAAAAUAUAAAUAUAAACAAAUUAUCUCAUUUAAAUUGCAUAAUAUAAGUGAAGAAGAAAAAAAAAUAGGUACCCUUAUCAAAUAUUAUAUUAUUUUUAUACAUUUUAAGUGAGUCAGAGUAUAUUAUUUCAAAACACAACAACAAAAUAACUUCAAGUUUUAUAUUUUGACUUUAAAAGUUCAAAAAUUAUAUUUUAACAUAGAUCACUAGGGGAAUAAUUAUAUCAAAUUAUUUCUAUAAGAAUAUAUAUUUUUAUAAAUGUUAAAGAUAUAUUUUUGAUUUUUCUAAAGUGAAGUCUGAACAAUUUUAUAGAUUAGAGAUAUCCUGUUAUUAUUCUGAGGUCUUCAAUUACUCUAUUAUAUAUAAUACUUUUUUAAAAUUAAAUAUUAUAGUGCAGCGAUUCUUAAACUGUGGUCCGCGACACUAUAAAUGAUUUUAGCUGUGGACAGCAUGUGUGUGUAAUAAUGAUAUUGUUAGAAAUGUAAAAUUUUAUAUUUUAUAUUUUAUAUUAUUAUACAAGUAUUGAACGCGUCUUAUCGCAACUUUAAAAAAGUUAAUCCUCGAGUAUUCUAAUCUUAAUUACCCAUAUCGGCGUAACAUGGAAUUUUAAAUUAUAUUUAGAAUUACCAUUUAUCUAUUAGUUUAUAUUAAGAACGAAAUUUAAAGCACUCAAACGUCCAGUCGUUUACUCGCCAUCGCCGUAUACUUAUCGAUUGUAUUUAAUUAGUUGUAUACCUACGUAUUUUACGAAUUUUACGUGAUAUAUUUUUAAAAUUCAAAUUUUUUUAAGAAAAAAUGGAUAGCUGGUUAAAUGUAAAGAGGAAUAAUUCUACGGUUGAUAAUAAGAAGACACCAUGUACGAAAAAAAUUAAAUUAACAAAAUUUCGUNAUAUUUUUAUUUACCUUUCUUUUAAAUAUAUUGGUAAUUGUAACAUGAAAUAUUUUUUAAUAAAAAAAAUGGUAAUUCCUAACAAAAUUAAUAAGGUGGUCCGCGAUUUAAAAAUGUCCUUCAUCAGGGGUCCGCGUAAUAAAAAGUUUAAGAACCGCUGUUAUAGUGUAUACAAAUAUUUUUGUUUGGUUCUUAUUAUGGUUAUCUACUCAGGUUGGAACUCAAUAUUAUGAUCUCAAUAUAUUGAUAAUGUUGAAAUGGUGAACUAAGAUAUUGUGAAUUAAAAGCGCUCAAAAAUGUAUUUAAUCUAAAAUUAUGAAUAAAAGACUAGAUAUAUGAGACUAUUUUAUUUAUCUAUAAUUAUUAAUUAAACAAUUCACUAAUUUCCGUUUAUAUAUUUUAACUUAUAUUUAUUUAAGAAUGUUUAAUUGCACAAAAUGUUUGUGAAUAUAUAAAAAUAAGUGUAUUAUUUUGUUUAUAGUUAUACUUAAAUGACAUGUUAUUUUAUAUUUAUUUAUUUAUUCACAAUAAACUUAAAAUUUCAUUUUAUGAAAAAUGUAUUUUCUAGUUUGAAAUUGGACUAACUAAUAUUAUUAGAUCACAUUCUCAUACAUCAUUAAUAUUAUGUGAUGAGGCCUUGUGCUUCAACCUAAGUAGAUAACCAUGGACGAUACUAAAUAAUUUUGUUAAUAGCAAUUACUAAUAAUUUUUUUUCACUACAUUCUUAUUUUUAAAAUAUAAUUUUUUAAUUUUUCAGAGAGGUCUUAUAAUGUUGCCUGAUUUUCAAUAUGUACUUGCCCAUCCUGAUAUUUUAACAGAAUUACCUGCUAUUCGAGGACUAUUAAGAAGACGUUAUCCAACUCUUCAAAAUGGUGUGAUAAUAAAUUGUAAUUUAGAAAUAUUUAAUAAAAUUUAAUUUAAAUAAUGUAUUUGUAGGUUCAUUGACGUUAGAUUUAGUGGCUACGAUAAAACAUUACAUCAAAGGUAUUAGAUAUAAUAUGCAAGUAGACCCGUAUGAUGAAUCUUUAGGAUUAGUUGGGAUGAAAAUUGGUCAGGUGAGAUGUAAUUUUUUUUUUAAACAUUAUUUUAUGUAUUUGAAAAAAUUAUAUUAAUUUUAUCUUGGUAUAUUUUAUAUUAGCUGACCGAUGAACCAAAUCAAUUAGUUGAAAAUUUUGACACCCUCUUCAAAGAUAUUAUGACCAAAGCUCCAAAAAGAGCCAAUCCAUCUCCAUUCAUUACACGGUAACUAUUAUCAAGACAUUAAAUAAAAUCUUGUUUUCUAAAAAAAUAUUUUAAAUUUAAAUGUUUUAUUUAACUGUUAUUUAAAAUUGAAAUGAGUUUUUGUUUGUUUUUUUUUUUUAAUACUGUUAAAAUUAACUUAAAAAUACAUUGAAAUAUCUUUGGCAAUGAUACUGUUUACUUUUGUUUUUAAAAUUUAAAUUUUAAAAGAAAAUUUGAUAUAAAGCUCCAAAUAUGUUUUUUAUAAUUUGGCAAUCAUUCAUGACUAAUGAACAAAAUAAUAAUAUUUUUUAAUAUUCUUAUGGUCACCAAACUAUUUUAACUUUGAGUUAUUAAUUUCAUUAAAUAACAAAAUGUAUUAGUUCUUAUUCAAGUGGGUACUUGUUGUUUAAAAAUAUAAUUUUUGUUUUUUUAAUUUGUAAAAAAGCUAUUUUAUGAAUGAUAGCCUUUGAGAAUUUUAAAAUUUAAAUGAAUCAAAAAAAAAUUGUAUUCAAGAUUUUCCAUACUAUGGCCAUUUUUUAAAAAAAACCAAGAUACCUGAUUUUAUUUUUAUGUUGGGGUUCGUUUGACAACUGAGCGAAUAGGACCAAUUAUUUUUAUCAUUUAUAUAUAUAUAUGAUAAAUGGUCUGUUGAAUCUGGACAUAAAUAUGAAUACUAUUUACUAUGCUGAUGACAAAUCAAUAGAUUCACUUUUUUUUAGUUCAAACAUCAUUAUAAAGUUAAGAUUUGGUUUGAUAAUUAUCUAUUCGAAAUAAAUCUAGACAAAUCAAAAUAUAUUUACUUUAACAUAAAUCUUGAAAUAAUUGGUCCAAUGUAUAUAGUACUUAUUAUUUACAUCUAAUAAAAUUUUUAUUGCCUUGCAAUCUGUUAAUAAAUUUAAAUGGGAUCAUCAUAUAAAUGCUCUAACCAAUAUAUCACGUAUAUUCUUUAAUAAUAUCUUUAAUGAUGUUUAAAAUAUAAUUGCAUAUACCAAUUCUUCAAAAACAACUUAAAUUUAGUAAAUUUUUAUUAAAUAAACCUAAAUAUAUCAAUAAUGAGUAUGUGUACCAUGAGCUAAUAUCAAAGCUUUAUGUAAAUACAGACAUGAUACUAUAACAUCUGUCUACCAUGAAUAUUGUACAAGAUAUAAAAAAAGUAUCAAUAUAAAAAUCCUUAAAUUUUACAAACAUUUUGGUGCGAAAAAUUAUAUUCGUGUUGCCAUUAAUAAUUUUGACUUUCAUAAUUUAAAACUUUUUAAGCAGUAUUUAAAACUUGUAAACUUAAAUGAAAUUGAAAUUGUAUAAACUUAUCAUUAUUGGUAUAUUUAGUAUUUUAUGAACUCUUAUAAUAACUCUCCAUCACAAGCUUUUGGUUUACCCAAAGGUUGCAAAUAUUACUAAUUCUAUAUUAUAUUAUUUAUUUAUUAUAGUCUAUAUACUGUAAUAUAAUUUCUAUAUUCUUUGCAUUAAAAAGAAAAAUCAAUUUGUAUAUUAUUGUCCAAUGGCUUGAGACAAACUAUUUAUCAUCAAAAUUGUUUAAAAAAUUAUUAAAUAUGUUUAGUAAAAAACUGAUUUUCAUAAUUAUUAUUUUAAUAAAAUCAUUAAAAAAAACGUAAAUUUAGAAAAUUAUUUAUUCAAUUUAUUUCAGAUGCUUCAUUCAAACCCCAGCUUCCAGGGAGAAAUUUAGUAUCAACUUAUCUCAGUUUGUUACACAAGAAGAAGAAGAUGAAACAGAUUCAGAUGAUGAGGAUGAUGAGAAUGAAACUAAAACUAAACAAAGUGUUUAAUAUAAUUGUAGAAAAAAUAAAUUUUAGUUAUUUGUUAUAUUGUAAAAUAAACAAUUAUAGUAAUUAUUAUUAAAUUCUGAGAGA
Cinara cedri is the source of this 10450-nucleotide messenger RNA. The record is from the annotation of a GenBank genome assembly. Lineage: Eukaryota; Metazoa; Arthropoda; Insecta; Hemiptera; Aphididae.